AUGGUGAUGCAUGUCGCAACAACCAAAGAGAGGCCCGAGCGCCUGCGGCCGGUCUGGGUUUCCGUCCCCGCGCCCGCACCUGUCCCCGCGCUAGCCCCACUGCAACGGCCCUGCACCGGCCCCCGCGCCCGCCUCCAUGCCUGCACCGUCCCCAGCCCCGCGCCCACGCCCUCUCCCGCUCCCACGGCCACCCCCUCUCCGCCCGCCUCCGCGCUUACCUCCGUGGCUGCCCUGUGCCCGCCCCCGCGCUCGCCCCGCGCCCGACCCCGCGCCAGACCCCGCACCGGCCCCGCACCGGCCCCGCACCGGCCCCCGCGCCCUCCCCGUUGCAGCCUUCUGCCGCAACCCGACUCUGCCACCUUGUUUACCCGCAAUUUGUGGGUGGACAGAGAAACCGAGGAGCCCUCUUCUUCGCUGGGACCCUCUGUUCCCUUCCCUCUUCCCUAUUCCCCUUUCCUCGUUGUGAUUUCCGAGGAGUUUGCCGGAGUGAUAGCUCAGGGUCUCAAAGAGAGAAGAACGUUAUACUUACUCGCUGCAAACUCAUGGGAUGAGAAAAUCGCGGAACGCGAUACACGUGAUGAAAAGAAUUGGGCGAAGUGGGACGGGGAGAAACAAGCGCUGUCCAACGGUGGAUUAGAAGGGGUGUUUGAGUUGAAUUGCAGUCCGCAGCAGCAGCAGGUUAGCUUAAGAGAAAAGGCUCCGGAGAGCGCCGCGCCGGAAGGCCGGAGGAGGGUGUUCGGGAGGGCUUGCGAGAGGCGGCGGGAGGGCGAGUGGGUGGAAGAAGGCGAAAGUCUCCGGGAAUACUUCAGUAAAUUCGGCGAAAUCACCGAGGUCAUGGUGAUGAAGGAUCCUACAACGAGGCGGUCCAGGGGCUUCGGGUUUAUCACCUUCGCUGAGCCGGCUAGCAUCGAUCCAAAAGUUGCCUUCCCCAGGAGAGCACAUCCAAAGGUUUCGGAACUGUGUGGAAACUCAGGUUGAAUACUGAUGGCUGAGCGACGAAUCAAAAACCCGCAAUCUUCUGUUUUCCUCUCUGCUGCUGUGAACCAAUGCUUGGGCCAACAGCGUGAGCAGACGAGUUUGGAUUCAAACACACAUAUACACGAUUGACGAAUUAUAUGGACAAAAUAUAUAACAAUAUAUAAUAUAAUAAAUAUAUAAUACUAAUAAAUAUUAAAAUAAUUAUAUAUGUGACCUGCCCUUCACAUUGGAGGCAUGAAGAUUUGGAAAGAAAAAAUGAGAAAAGCAAAAUAAACAAAUGCAUAUUCUUUCCGCCGGAUGGUUGUUGUGAACAUUUUAAAUGUGUGUACACGUUGUUUCAGUUUUGCAUUCUGAUUUUUUAGGGGACAAAAUGAAAUGAAUUAUCUGGUGUUAUAUUUUUUUAAUGCAAGACGUACUGCUACUCUGAGUACUCAUCUGUAACUGCUAUUUCUGUCUUAUAUAUAUCCAAACAAAAAAACGAAUACUUCGUCCUCAAAUAAUAAACGCUAACCGUCUGAAGAUGUGUUUCCACGGCCCGCCUCAGUGGCUGGCGGGUCGCCCCUUCGAUCUCCGAACACCGCGCCGCAGCGCACCGUCAUCUCUCCACUACCACCAUCACCUUCUUCUAAACUUCGACACUUCGAUGGAGAACGAUUUGAAAAUGAGAAAAAAAUACUUACCAAUCUUCGCUACAGCUCAUACUUGUAAUCCUGGCGGAAAAAUUAAAACAUUUAUCAUUAUAAUUAUUGCUAUUACUAAUACUACUCUGAAUAUUGAUCAACAUACUAAUAAUGAACUCUCAGUUAUUUGGUGUGUUCGUUGACGUGAAGAAAUUGUUGACCUCUCCUCAACGUCAUUAUAUAAAGCAUAAUAAUAACAAAAAACAAUAUACUUAAGGCAAAUUAUCUAUACUCUAGACAUAUACACGCAUAUUAUUAUACAUAAUAAUUAUAAUAACGGUAUACAUAAUAUAUAAAACAAAUUAUGCAUAUGCUCUUGGAGGGUAAAUUUUUUAAAUAUAUACAGAUUUUGUUGCAAAUUGUGUUAAAGUGUGAAUGAAUGCAGCUUUAAGAUUUGUCUUUUGCCAUAAUAGAAAUGCCAAGCCGAUGUCUGUUUGCAUUCGUCCAAUUUGUUAUUCUGCUCCGUAGAAAAGUAUAAAAAAAGCAGUGUCUGUAUAUUUGUUUGUGGAACACGAUGACGAAUCAGGCUAAGGGCCACCUCUUUCUGUUCCUGUGGUCACGUGGUUUUUCGAGAACCGUUGCGUUUCGUUCUCCAGUUGUGAGCUGCGCGCGGGGGCGCCCCCUCCCCCUGCGUCCCAGCGCCGAAAUUUUUGGUCGGCGGCGGCGAGCGCAGGGGGUCGACGCGACUCGCGUGCCCCCCUGUCGGGGGGCGCGGGGGUGCUCGGCAACCCUGCCGCCAGCCGCCGCGCGAGCAUCCGUCGGUCGCUAAAGCCCGCGGGCGGUUUUGGUUCUCGCCCCCCAGCCCUCCCCUGUUUUCAUUUUCCGAGAAACCGAAAUCGGCAACCAGAUUGAAGCCUGUUUCUUUUACUAACACGAAGGACAAGAAGUUUAUGGAGAAAGAUGUGUGGGAUAAAAACACCUUCUGAGAUCAGCUGAAACAAUAUUAUAUAUAUUUUACAUUUGUAUACAUAUAUACACACAUCUAUAUUUUAAUUCUUUUAACUUUUAUGCAUUUGUAUAUAUAAUAAAAUAAUUAUUGAUGUUUUAAUAUGUAAUACAUUGUGGUGCUCCCUAGACUGUAGGGGGCGAACGGGCGUGCAGUAAAUAAAAAUAAAAAUAACUAAGCCGCCUCAUGCAACACAGUUGUACGUGAAAACGAUGCUGUCUGUAAAUAUAUAUAAAAUGCAAAGCAACAAACAAUUCUAGGUGUAGACUCUGUAGCUUAUGUAGCUUCAUAAAAUUACCUUUAGAUGUAUUGGAUUAGUGACGUAGUUAACUGUUUAGAUAGAUAGGACAACACACAUACAUGGAUGUCCAUGUUUGUUUUUCCUUAUGGGAAAAAGAAUGAGACAAGGAAAUAUAACAGAAUAAUAUGAACUCGAAAGGAAAAGAUAUUUUUGAGCAGACAAAUUGUGGUGUCGUUGGCAACACUGGCUCUUAAGUGAAGCUGCCUCGGCCAGGAACAAGAUGCACAGCACAUAAAAACCAAACGACAAAAAUAUUCGCUUUUCUUUUAGGGAUUUUGUGAAAUACGGCAAAUUAUACUUUUCAUAUUUCGUAAUGGUUAAAUGAAUCUGUUCUUUGCCCAUUAAAGGCGAAGUUUUUGAACAUGCGUGUCGUUUGUUUUGCCCUUGUUAUCAUUUCGUGUGUUUUAAACGUCAAUUGUUGAGACACAAUGCAAAGAAACAAAAAUGGGCGAACGAAGAUCGUGUUAACAAAACCAACUGGCCCAAAAAUUUAUGAAGAUGAGUGUGGCUAUUUGAAGAUAAAAAGGUAACUGGCUCAAGAGAUGGUAUAACAUUUCGGCAUUUUUGAGACUGAGAUGGGGGGCGUAUAGAGAGCUGGAAAGGAAUAGUGGAACUCGAAACGAUUCAGUAUGGAAUGGGAACAAUCAUCUGAACGACAGAGGGAGCAAAAGACAAAAUGGAAAACAACAAAAUCGUUGUCAAUUUUUAUCUAUAUCGUGAAAGCCUUCGCAAAUUCCCAUCCCGUUCUAUCUUGUGUCAUUAUGUUCCGUUUGUGGAGCCUGGGAGACGAACGAAGUCCGUGGCAGAGUUCCUCCAGUCUUGCUCGCCCAGCCCGGGGCAUAAUCCCCGCUACUCAGUAUUAAAGUGCGGAUUAUCGCGUGUAUUUAUUAUUACAUUGUGUAUCAUUCAUGCUUCCUCGCCGACUGUUGUCGGCUUCAUCGCAUCGAUCAUAAAGACUCAACCAAAUUCUCCUAGGUCAUUAACUUGUUAGUUUCGCAUCAAUAUGACGUUCCUUUCAGCGAGGUCCGCACUGAAGGCGAGCUGGGCUGAUUACUAGUCAAACGAUACGCCAUAGUUUGUUUUAGAAAAUUUUCUCAAUUUAACAUUAAAUUUCUUGAUGAAAAAGAAGCAUACGAUUGUCGAUAUAUGUUGUGGUUAUCUCUGAAUAUAAUUUAGCGAAUCAAGCUGAUACAGUCUCGACUCUCUAUGCUUCGAUUUCGCAGUCUGUCUUUUUUUGCAACGGACUUCGUGCGUACAAGGUUUGAUCCACAUUACCAUUGUUGCUAUUAGGUCAGUGUAAUUUUAUUUGACUGUCUAGAAAACCUACGAUGUAUUUUGUAUCUUAAUUCCUAAAAGACUCCUGUGGGGUCUACGGAUUUGUGUUAUGUAACUUAAUUUUUUGUUACCGAAAUACAACGGCUAAACAUUUUAUCAGUACAAAACUAGUGUAUUGUUCAUGAAGGCGAAUGGCCUAGUGUCUGUGUUUUGUUUGACUCUGUAGUUCAUGACGAUUUAGUAAUCAAUUUGAAGAGAACUUUCGCGAGAAUACACGUAGCAGAAGAGAAUCGGUAGCUAAAGAAAUUAUAUCUAUAUAUUAUAUAUAAAAUAUUAUAUAUACAAUGAUAAAUAAUGAAGUGUCCUACGAUAAUCAUGAAAUAUGUUAGUUUAUAUAAUCUAAUAUUUUGAGAGACGAUAGAGUUCUUCCUGUCGUUGGUAUUGUUUUUGUUGUUCAUUUUUACGAGUUGUUCUUGUGUUAUAUUUAAAUAAUGUGUAAGUUACAUUUUGAAUUAAUUGAUGGAAAACUCUUAGAAGAUAUAGAAUGUUUCAGAGUUUUGGUAUUAUAUUGACAUUGAGUGGUCAAAAAAAUUUACUAUUCUGUUUUAACAAACAGCAAUAGAGAAAAAUAAGUAAUUAAAUCCAAUUUAAUACGGCAAAUCAGGGAAUAAAGAAUUUUAAAAUAUUAGCGCUAGUGAGCGCUUGUAAAAUAUAUUUUCUUUUCUUUGAAAUAUUCCUGCAAUUAUUUCUUUCCAACAUAGACAUCUUUGUAUGGUUAGAAAAAGUAACUAUGGAUGUUUUUGUAAAAGAUUUUCUCAGACAACUUGGCCAUGUGGUAAAUAUUUUAUAUUUCAAGAGUAAAGUAAUUUCUAAAUAUUUAGUCUAAUAUCUUCUUAAUGUUCCUUUUUUGAAAUAAAAUGAAAUCCAAUAAUUUUUGUUGGUAGCCAUGUUGUACUCGGUAGGCAUCUCACAGAGCAAUACAGUGCUGGCAGCAGCCAAGCCACAGCACUCUCAUAUAAAAUGCUGUAUUUUGAUACCGUGAAAUUGUUAAAAAUAAGGAAAAUUAAAUAUGCAAAAUGAAGCCUGUAUGAAGGAAUAUUUCUUUGAAGAGAGCUAGAGAAUACUAUUGUGGUUGGUAAGAUGACGUGUUAUUAUAAAUAAUAUGUAGAAGACAUUUUUAAAAAAUGAAAAAUAAAAUCCAAAUGAUGAUCGCUUCACUGAAACACUAUACACUAUAUAUCUUUUUGAGUAGAAUUUUUUAUAUCAAUAUAAAUAAUCUUUAUUGGCAGUUCGGUGUUUUAAAUAUAAGAAUGAUUGUUUGAUGUAUAACUAUUAUGGUGUCAAAAUGAAAAAUAAAAUGAAAACGCUGUGUAAAAAAUACAAUUGCAUCAAAUUAAUGUGAGUGCGUGUGUGCUGCGUAUUUCUUAUACUGACUGAUAUUCAAGAAAAGCAAUAAUGUUUCCUUGUUGGGGAGGUAACCUUCGUUGUGUCUUCGCUUCACGCUUUGUACGCUCUAGCUCCUGCGAACCCCUCUUCCCUUCGCAAAGAAAUAUUAACGUAUAUUAUACAAAGAAACAUCUGUGGCACAGAAUGUAAACAAUUACACCUGCACAUACGACACGUAUGCACAUACAGCGACACAUAACACGCCAGAUACUGCCUCCUGCGUUACUGCGCCAGGUACAAAAUGAGCUUCCGAGUUGUAGUGCAUUAGUUCUCGACGUGGUGUGUGGAAGGAGUAUGGAUCCCUUGCCGUGGCGGUACAAUCACUGUUCUUAGCGAGACGUCAAGUUUCAGUUCCCGACCCCCCUUGUCCCCUCCCUUCAAACCCCUCUUACCACUCGCCCUCCACCCUCUUCGGUCUUGCGUUUCUGCCCUUUCGGUUUGGUCUUUUCGUUUCUGUUUCCGAACUGACUCGCUGGCCUAACCUUACUCAUCCCCGGUUCGGGCCCGAUCCUUUAAACAUGAAAAUGUCCAAUGUUUUCUAAACUGCAGAUCAUAUAUAUGCAAGUAAAAGUGAGGUUACGGUCUUUCCAUUUUUUCUCUUUUUCGAAUACUAAGAAAAUGAAGAUAUCUUUUUGAUCUCUCGAUUGUUAAUUUAUUUUCUAGCAUCUAUUGAUAGAUGUAAUAUAUACAUUUAAAGAAAUGGAAAAAAGCUGUAGAGCUUUAUAUAUAUACAUAUAUAAAUAUAUAUUUAAAUAAAGAGCGAUCAUCGUUUGGCUUGAAC
Molecule: messenger RNA, 6407 nt
Organism: Gryllus bimaculatus (two-spotted cricket)
Lineage: Eukaryota; Metazoa; Arthropoda; Insecta; Orthoptera; Gryllidae
Source: the annotation of a GenBank genome assembly